AAAAGACAGUCGUUGUGGUGAGCAAAAUGUUAGGUAAUAAAAUGGGGAAACCAUUAUUUAAAGAGCUGGAAAAUUUCGCUCAGGAAUUGUUCAACAGAGAUGUCGAGUUCUCCGCUUGUGGUCUGUUCAACCUUCACACAUCCAUCAUUGUGUCUGUAGCCAGCGCAGUUACUACCUACUUGGCCAUCAUCAUACAGUUCCAGACGUCUAGUAUUGGCGAGAACUCUACUACUAAAACAAGUGCUUCUAAAGUUAAAACCUCUUAGAAAAUUCACUAAAG
Messenger RNA from Homalodisca vitripennis (glassy-winged sharpshooter), 280 nucleotides. RefSeq names its product gustatory receptor for sugar taste 43a-like. The record is from RefSeq and is a predicted model, not a curated record. Gene Ontology annotation, biological process: sensory perception of taste. The transcript has 3 exons. Lineage: Eukaryota; Metazoa; Arthropoda; Insecta; Hemiptera; Cicadellidae. Bases 27 to 266 code for a protein of 79 amino acids. Gene Ontology annotation, cellular component: membrane.